AUGGCUAACGACGAACCAGAGCGAAGCAUCCGCCGUGCAUCACGAUCUCGUUCUCGCGACCGUAAAUCACGUCGCCAUCGAGAUCGUUCACGCGAUCGUUCGCGGGAUCGCGAUAAUAAACGACGUCGUUCACCGCAUGAGAGUAGCCGACACAAACAUAGUCGUUCUCAAUCUCCAAAGGACCGUUCGAAAAAAGAAAAUAAGAGUGAAAAGAAACCAGCGAAAAAAUACAAGUACUGGGAUGUUCCACCCGUGGGCUUUGAACACAUUACUCCUGUUCAAUACAAAGCUAUGCAAUCAUCGGGUCAAAUUUCACAAAUGUUCACUGGAAAAGAUUGGAGUGCCAAUACAGCUGCAGCCACACCAGUACUUGGCAGUCAUGUAGUCCAUCAAUCUCGACGAUUAUACGUUGGAAAUAUUCCAUUUGGUGUUUCUGAAAAUGCGAUGAUGGAAUUUUUCAAUCAACAAAUGCAACUUACUGGCUUAUCACAAACAGAAGGCAAUCCUGUUAUUGCUGUUCAAAUAAAUCUCGAUAAAAAUUUUGCCUUCUUGGAAUUUCGUUCCAUUGAUGAAACAUCUGCUGCUAUGGCGUUCGAUGGAAUUGUUUUUCAAGGUCAAUCACUUAAAAUACGUCGACCACGAGAUUAUCAGGCCAUGCCCGGUGGUGAUUUACCCAAUAUGAAUGUACCUGGUGUCGUCUCAACUGUAGUUACUGAUUCACCGUUCAAGAUAUUCAUUGGUGGUUUACCAAAUUACUUAAAUGACGACCAGCAUAGGCCAGCGAUGCUGAAACUAUUCUCGUUCGAUAAUCAAGGCGACGAACGAAUUCCUCUUUAG
Adineta ricciae is the source of this 837-nucleotide messenger RNA. The record is from the annotation of a GenBank genome assembly. Lineage: Eukaryota; Metazoa; Rotifera; Eurotatoria; Adinetida; Adinetidae.